GAUGGACGCGCCUUCUUCGCACGACCGGUCGUUUGCGCACAUGAGUCCACGCUGUGCUGGUCUCACAACUGCAAAGGCGAAUCGGAGUCGCUGUCAGCUCAGCAAGUGUGCUACUGACAAAACAAUGUUGCGAAUACAUGCUCUGUCAGCACCCCAUGCUUCGUCGCUGGGCAAGCACGCGUCGGGCUGAUACCCGCCAUACCCGCUCGCUUUUCUCCUCAGCUUCCUCUCCCACCCUUGUACCACGACCAUGUCUGCAAAUGGCACGAAUGGUGUCGCUACGAACAUUGCUGCGGGCACAAAGCGGUCCUUGAGCCCCGAAGAUGAAGAAAGUCACACCCCACCUGUCGGCAGACAGCGAAGUCGCGUCGCCUGCACGCCAUGCAGACUGCGAAAGCGCAGGUGUGACGGAAAACUGCCUUGCGCUACUUGCGUUCGAUAUGAGUAUCAAUGCGAGUAUGACCAGAAGGCGAAACGCCCUUCAAUGCCGCACGACGCUGAUGUUGCGGCGCCGCCGCCUCCCGUGCAAGAAAUGGGACGCACUCCACCCAGCAUAAUCCAGCUCCAGAAGCAUCCAUUGACCGCUCCGGGAGCACGGUUCCAUCACCGUGGCAUUCUGGACCCCGUCAAAACUCGGUUUGUGAGGGCGAACUCUGCCAUUGCCUUUCCCCGUAUCCUUGGUAUGGACCUGGAGUCGGAAAGUAUACCUCGAUUACACUCCUUCGCAUGGCAUCUUGGAAUUCGAGCAGAACCUAAUGAGCCUCCAACCAAUGUCACAGAGCACAUGACUUGGGCAGAAUUCCAAACGUUAGCUGCCGCGUACUUCAAAUUCGUCAAGCCACAAUUUGGUCUGUUGGACGAGGCAGACUUCAUGGAGCAGGUGGCUCCGAGAUUCGCAGAUCCGGCCGGAGUCAAAGACAUCGACUGUGUCCUGCUCGGAGUCGCUGCCUUGGGCUCUUUCUUCUCUGCCACGCCUCAUCCGAAAGAGGUGGCAUUCAUGUUCGACGCGCGCAGAGUUCUCGUGGAGCGGAGUGUGAGCAACUCGCCCACUCCGAACCAUAUAGCUGGCUGGAUCCUCCGAACACUGUACCUUCGGCUUACUUCACGACCACACGGUGCUUGGAUAUCGAGUUGCAUAACGAUGCAUCAAGUUGAGGCCGGCGGAUUGCACAAGGAAAUACAAACCAUUGCGGUCGUCUAUCCUCAAAUCCCCACCAAUGACCACAAGUUGGCAAAGAACAGGCGGAGGCUGUUCUGGGUCGCACGUGCGCUCAACACGAUCCUCUCCUUCGAAUAUGGACGCACGAGGGUCAAUUUCGAUGUUGUGACUACCAAGAAGUUUGCGCCUGAGAACGGAAGUUAUGCACAUCAGUACGUGGAGCUGGCGGAUCUCUUGCCGAAUGACUUUGUGGAUCGAGAUCGUGAGCCGGAUCCUCCUGCGGCUCUAGGGAAAGCUCUUGACAAGAUUGAGGCCAUGCAGACUGACUCUAGCUUCAUAUCGCUCCUCAAAGCUGAUCUCUCGUUCGCCAUCUAUCGAAGAUUGUGGUUGAUGAGUCUGACUGACGCCAAAGAUCGCGCCGACACGGUCAUUGGCAUUGGCAAAGCAGCACUGCCGGCUGCAGCGAAACUUCUAGCCACCAGGACCCCGUGGUGGAAUGUCAUUUGCACGCCGUUUCAAUUGGUCUGCGUCGUCAUUUCUGUCAGCACACCUCGAAGCCUUUCGCACAUCCAAGAGAUUAUGAACCUGAUGAACAACAUUGCAGAAGUAUAUGACACGCACAUGGUGCGAGAGGCAUACACCCAAGCGACAGCUCUUAUCAAUAUGGCCAAGAAGCGGAAGCAAAAAGAGCUUGAUGCGCUCAACGCGAUACCAGAGAACCCGCCUUUUCCUAUCGACUAUCCUUCGACAGGUGCCCAUAGCACCCUUUCCGACGCUCCGAACAUUGAUUGGGCUAUGGAGCUGCCGUUCGAGUGGGACAUUUUCCUCAACCCGGAACUGGUGGUAUCCAGUCAGCAACCGAUGCCUCCUAUCGACAAUUCCUAUGCAAGCCAGUUCAAGUUUCCACCGGCUCCAUGAGAUAAAAUAGUCAAUGGCAAUUUCCGUGCUGCCCAGAAACGCGAGUUGUGUUGUGCCAUGCAAUACGGGUGGUACAACUCCGGAGUCCAGUGAUAGUCCAGGCGCUCUACGGCCGGCGAUUCGUUCAACUCGGAGAGGAACCUGUUUCAGCUGCCGACCCGAAACACCACUGCACUUAUUCUCUUGGGUGCAUAAAGAAUGUAGAUCGCUAAGUUUGCAUGUACAGGUCGCAGCGAAAGUGGCGAAUCAGAAGUCUACAAUCAGACAUCACCUUUCUUGAUCGGCAUACGUGCAGCUUGGCAACCUUUACGACCACUCCCAAAGGGUUCUGUGCUACCGCUCAGCUGCUUAGCUGCAAAUGGCAGGACCA
Cercospora beticola is the source of this 2447-nucleotide messenger RNA. RefSeq lists its product as uncharacterized. The record is from RefSeq and is a predicted model, not a curated record. Gene Ontology annotation, biological process: DNA-templated transcription; response to xenobiotic stimulus; regulation of DNA-templated transcription. Gene Ontology annotation, molecular function: DNA binding; zinc ion binding; DNA-binding transcription factor activity, RNA polymerase II-specific. Lineage: Eukaryota; Fungi; Ascomycota; Dothideomycetes; Mycosphaerellales; Mycosphaerellaceae.